AUGGACAUCCCAGUCCCUCUGGAAGCGUCUAUAAAUUUCCAGGAUGGAAACCUGGGCUUCCCUGUGCCCCUACUCCUAUCACAAAGAGAUUCUGACUUCAGCAAGAUCGGCCCCGGGUCUUGCGGGCUGCUGGCACUGGCUCUCUGCUCGCUGGCUCUCAGCCUGCUCGCCCACUUUCGGACCGCCGAGCUGCAGGCCCGGGUGCUGCGCCUGGAAGCGGAGCGUGGAGAGCAGCAAAUGGAGCCGGCUAUUUUGGGACAAGUCAACCAACUGCUGGAUGAGAAAUGGAAGCUCCACUCUCGCAGACGCCGGGAAGCCCUGAAGAUGUCCCCAGGGUGUCACUGCCCUCCAGGGCCUCCAGGUCCCACUGGAAGACCUGGCCUCCCAGGGGACAAAGGCGCCAUUGGGAUGCCUGGACGUGUGGGAGUAAAGGGCCAACCAGGCGAGAAGGGGGCCCCAGGAGAUGCCGGGAUGUCCAUCAUCGGUCCCCGAGGUCCCCCUGGUCAGCCGGGCACUCGAGGUUUUCCUGGAUUUCCGGGUCCCAUUGGGCUAGAUGGCAAACCGGGCCACCCCGGACCAAAAGGGGAAAUGGGCCUGACAGGUCCCCGAGGACAGCCGGGACCUCAAGGACAAAAAGGAGAAAAGGGUCAGUGUGGAGAGUACCCACACCGGGAGCACCUAAGCAGCACUCUAGCAGCUCUGCGCUCCAACCAGAUAAUUACCCUAAAGCUGCUGCCUCUCCUCAAUUCAGUGCGACUGGCUCCACCCCCAGUCAUAAAAAGGCGAACCUUCCAGGGUGAACAGGGCCAGGCCGGCAUCCAGGGCCCACCGGGGCCACCAGGUCCCCCUGGACCGAGUGGACCUCUGGGGCCCCCAGGACUUCCAGGGCCCAUGGGGCCACCCGGCUUUCCUGGGCCUCCUGGACCAAAGGGAGACCCGGGGAUCCAGGGCUACCAUGGCCGGAAGGGAGAACGGGGCAUGCCAGGGAUGCCGGGCAAACAGGGAGCGAAGGGGGCUCCUGGAAUCGCCGUGGCUGGGAUGAAGGGUGAGCCGGGGACCCCAGGAACCAAGGGGGAUAAGGGGGCUGCAGGCUCCCCUGGGCUACUCGGCCUCCUGGGGCAGAAGGGAGAGAAAGGAGAUGCUGGCAACUCCAUUGGAGGAGGCAGAGGGGAGCCCGGUCCACCAGGGCUCCCAGGGCCCCCGGGGCCAAAGGGAGAAGCUGGUGUUGAUGGCCAGGCCGGCCCCCCAGGACAGCAGGGAGACAAGGGAGAGCCUGGAACAACUGGAGAACAGGGACCAGCUGGCCCCAAGGGCUCCAAGGGAGAACCAGGGAAAGGAGAGAUGGUGGAUUACAAUGCAAACAUCAACGAGGCUCUCCAGGAGAUCCGGACGCUGGCCUUGAUCGGUCCCCCUGGUCUUCCCGGGCAAAUCGGCCCACCUGGAGCUCCAGGGAUCCCAGGCCAGAAGGGGGAGAUUGGACUGCCAGGCCCUCCAGGACACGAUGGGGAAAAGGGACCUCGAGGCAAACCAGGAGACAUGGGCCCUCCUGGCCCUCAAGGCCCCCCAGGAAAGCCUGGGCCUGCGGGAAUAAAGGGAGAAGACGGACACCCAGGGAGCCUGGGAGAAAAGGGAGAGAAAGGGGAGUCGGGACAGGCGGGCCCACCGGGUCUAGAUGGCCCAACUGGGGAGAAAGGAGAACCAGGUGGCCAAGGGAGACCCGGAGCAACAGGAUUGCCUGGCCCAAUCGGGCUCCCGGGAUUUACAGGAGAAAAAGGAGAACCCGGGGAGAAGGGUGACCCAGGAGUAGAGGUUCCUGGGCUGCCAGGGCCAGAGGGGCCUCCUGGAACUCCGGGCCUCCAAGGUAUUCCUGGACCAAAGGGGGAAGCAGGACAAGAUGGAGCAAAAGGAGAGAAGGGUGUCCAAGGAGAAAAAGGAGACCGAGGUCCUUUGGGAUUACCCGGAGCUUCAGGUUUGGACGGCAGGCCUGGGCCACCGGGUACUCCAGGACCAAUUGGAGUUCCAGGCCCUGCGGGACCAAAGGGCGAGAGGGGCAGCAAAGGUGACCCUGGGAUGACAGGACCAACGGGAGCAGCUGGGCUUCCUGGUUUGCAUGGACCACCCGGGGACAAAGGAAACCGGGGGGAGAGGGGGAAGAAAGGCUCUAGAGGGCCUAAAGGGGAUAAGGGAGACCAAGGAGCGCCUGGAUUAGAUGCCCCCUGUCCAUUGGGCGAAGACGGCUUACCAGUCCAGGGCUGCUGGAACAAGAUGCCCCUCCGAGAGGCACGAGGUCCCUUUGAGAUUGGAGAGGAUGGCACACUCCAGCAAGGCCACCCUGUCCUCUACUAUCAGCCAUUCAGCACAACCGACCUCCUCAACUGGAAGCAGCACACCCCACCCUAUUCGGAGAAACCCCAGGCGAUGAUUGACCUGCUCGAGUCCAUCUUCCAAACUCAUUAG
Pteropus alecto (black flying fox) is the source of this 2457-nucleotide messenger RNA. It is a transcript of the gene COL13A1, whose product is annotated as collagen type XIII alpha 1 chain. The transcript is spliced from 43 exons. Gene Ontology annotation, biological process: viral process. The coding region runs from base 1 to 2457 and encodes 818 amino acids. NCBI's taxonomy places the organism in Eukaryota, Metazoa, Chordata, Mammalia, Chiroptera, Pteropodidae. The record is from RefSeq and is a predicted model, not a curated record.